Molecule: messenger RNA, 381 nt
Organism: Odontomachus brunneus
Lineage: Eukaryota; Metazoa; Arthropoda; Insecta; Hymenoptera; Formicidae
Exons: 4
Coding region: 1-381 (126 amino acids)
Source: RefSeq, a predicted model, not a curated record
AUGCAAGAGAAGGAAAAUGUAUUAGACAUAUCUUUGCAAAAUGAAAAUGACAAAAAUUAUGAAGAAGAAUUAUUUACUGGACUACCUGAAACUCUUUCUUAUGAACAACAUAUAAAUAUGCAAAGAAACGAAAAUAUUCCAAAUAUAUCUUUGAUAAACAAUACCGGAAAAAAAUGUGAAAAAGAAAUACAAGUUACUACAAAUCAAAAUAUCCCAAUAAAUCUAUUAGAACCUAAAAUUAUUCUAAUAAAACUUACACGUCAAAACUGCAAAAAAUAUAUUAAGAAUAGUCAACAACCAUUAGCGUUUAUUGAAAAUACUAUUUCAUCAAAAGAACUAUCCAUACUCAGGUAUUAUAUGGAGAAUCAGAUGGUUUUAUAA